This is a messenger RNA of Nilaparvata lugens (brown planthopper), 1776 nucleotides long. RefSeq lists its product as uncharacterized. The record is from RefSeq and is a predicted model, not a curated record. The transcript has 3 exons. The coding region runs from base 134 to 1324 and encodes 396 amino acids. NCBI's taxonomy places the organism in Eukaryota, Metazoa, Arthropoda, Insecta, Hemiptera, Delphacidae.
UUUUCAGUUUGCGCAGUUGGUCUGAGAUCCCAUUAACCUUGUGUCGUCAUAUUAGACAUCAGUAGUCCAUGUAUUUCUUAUUUAAUCACAACUUACUGAUCAUUUUAGUCAGGUAUCGACACCUUCAUAAAAGAUGAUAUUCUGUGUAUAUUUACAGACAAUAAUUUUUUAUAUGGUCUUUGUUACUGUGACUGGUAACAAGUGUGACAAAUUAUCACCAGGAAGCCUUGUUGACUAUCCUUACAUCAUCUACGACACAACAGAUGAUUGGGAAUCUGCUCUUUUCAAGAUUGUCACUGAACUCAAUACAAAUGAUAAUGAAAUAAAUAGAAUAGUUCAACACGGAGAACUUUGUAACAGCAUCGAUACAGACACGGCCAAACUCCUACGGAGAAUGAUAAUCCAGCAUUGCGUCUCACUCGAUAUUAUCAACAGCUUUGGCAAAGAAGAAAAAUCCCUGAUGAGAGAUGCCAUCAAAAAAGGAAUGGAAACUUGUAAGACGAGAAUUAAAAGCAGCGAUUCAGAUUUUAAUACUGAUGAAUCAGAGGCUGCAGAGCAUCAAUGUAGAUUUGUGGCGGCUGUGAAACAUAUUCUGCUUGAAAAACAGAAGAAUGCAAGAUUCUCACGUCCGGCUAAUUAUAUGAUAGAGAAUUUCAAAUAUGCGUCUCGUAAUUUUGAAAUGGAAUACAUGUUUCUCAGUUUGUCCGACUCGAGAAUCGCUAAUUUCUUCAUGAAAUUGUUCCUUGAGAUCGAUAAACUUUCACCACAAACUCGACUUUCCAUCAUUCUAAGCAUUACGAAUACUGAAUUCUUAUUCAGACCAGAGGGGACAUCUUAUGAAAGUACAAGAGAUGGGAUUGAUUUAGUGAAGCAUUCUUUUAACACUUUUGCAUCUUUUAAAAAUUAUAAGGAAGCUCCAAGGAAUCGUGAACAAGUAUGGUUCCAGAAUGAACUAAUCAAGAGGCAUUGUGAGCAAAAUAAGGUAUUUGCUGAACUAUCUGAAGAAGCAAAGGAAGUAUUCAAAUUGGCACGUCACCUGAAACUGAAGGAUUUCGAAACGAGAUUGAAAAUAUUCCAAUAUGAUGUCUUCAAUUACAAAGUGAUCAAAAAUUGUGGUAAUGUAAUGCCUAAAUUAUUGGCUGACAUACAAGGAGAUCUUACUUUCUUAGAAAUAAGAAUGUCGGCGAAUGGUAACUACAAAGCAUUGGGUGGAGAAGACAUAAAUAAAAUCAACAUAUUAUUGUCCAUGUGGAUUGAAGAGAAAAUUUUCAUGUCUGUUGUUGACUGGGGUGUGUACAAUGACUUGAAACAAAUUUUCUUUUAAAUUGAUAACAAUCCAAGCGUGGACGUAGAUGCUAUAUUAAAUACCCGUUGAUAGCCUUUCUAAAGACAGACACUAUGUUAUCUUUACUUAAUAUAUUUUUCGAUAAAUGAUAUCGAUUUGAUAUGAUUAAUAGAAUCAAGUUUCAAAUGCUAAGACCCGGUAGCACAAAAGUUUGUUAAAUGAAUUUCAAUCAUGAUUAAAUUCCUCCAGAACCAAUCGGAAAAGGUACGUUUUUCUGAGAAGGAGGCUUCUCUGAUUGAUUCUUGUAACAUUUAAUCAAGAUUAUAAGUUAACAGACGCUUCUGUGUAAGGAUGCUUAAAAGGCUAAUCUGAGAAAUAACAUAAUAAAGGAAACUUACCACAUUCAUUUGCAGAAACAACUAUGAGAAAGUUUUCCUAUGAUAUAAAAAUGGAACCCAAAGAGCAAGAUUUCAUUGAGAAGGUCAAUAAUU